AUGUUCGACACGGUCUGCUCGCUUCCACUGUCAUCGGACCUGUUCACCCAGGCCAUCCACCCCCGGGAGCCUGUGGUUUCCGUCGGCCUGGCAGCGGGCCACGUCCAAACGUUCCGCUUACCUUCGGAGGUCGACGAUGACGAUGGAGCGUCUUCCUCGUCCUGCAACGGAAAAGGCCACAUAGACACCAUGUGGAGGACAAGGCGGCAUAAGGGGAGCUGCCGGUGCCUAGGAUUCGGUGUCGACGGCGAAACGCUGUACUCUGCCGGUACCGACGGGCUGGUGAAAGCCGCCAAUUCGGAGACCGGCAAAGUGACCAAUAAAAUCGCAAUCCCUCUGGAGAAGAACGGCUCGGUCGAUGCGCCAACCAUCAUCCACGGGCUCUCGCCCCAGACACUUCUACUCGCCACAGAUUCCAGUGCCCUCCACCUCUUCGACCUACGCACCCCCUACUCCAAGGUUUCUGCUCGACCGGAGCAGUCGCAUCAUCCUCACGAUGACUAUAUUUCCUCCCUCACACCGCUUCCUGCCUCCGACACUAGUACGUCUGGUUUCAGCAAGCAAUGGAUCACCACUGGCGGCACUACUCUGGCCCUGACGGAUCUCCGGAGGGGUGUGCUGGUGCGCAGUGAAGAUCAGGAGGAAGAGCUUAUUAGCUCGGCGUACAUUGGUGGUCUGCCCAGCAGCGGGACCAGCCGCGGCGAGAAGGUCGUCGUGGGUGGUGCCGGUGGUGUCAUGACUCUUUGGGAGAAGGGCGCCUGGGACGACCAAGACGAGCGCAUCUACGUGUCGCGUGAUUCGGAAGGUGGCGAGUCAAUCGAGACUAUGACGGUCGUGCCGGAUGAGCUGGGCCACGGCAAAAUGAUCGCUGCUGGUCUCGGUAACGGGCUAGUGAAGUUUGUACGCAUUGGCCCGAACAAGGUCGUGUCGGACGCUGUGCACGAUGAGACGGAGGGCGUUGUGGGACUUGGAUUCGACGUCGAAGGUCGCAUGGUGUCCGGUGGAGGUCAAAUCGUCAAGGUCUGGCAUGAAGCUUUGGAGACGGAAGGCACCGGUGGCAUGGUGGGCGGGAAACAUAUGCUGGGCGACAGCGAUGAAAGCGAUGACUCCGGUGACAGUGACCGGGAAGACCGCAAUGGCCGGUCGAAUGCAAAUGAUCGCAAGAAGCGCAAGAAGGCCAAGGGCAAGGACCGCAGCGGUGGUCAGCACGUCAUGGCCUUCCACGACCUAGACUGA
Penicillium argentinense is the source of this 1236-nucleotide messenger RNA. RefSeq lists its product as uncharacterized. The coding region runs from base 1 to 1236 and encodes 411 amino acids. NCBI's taxonomy places the organism in Eukaryota, Fungi, Ascomycota, Eurotiomycetes, Eurotiales, Aspergillaceae. The record is from RefSeq and is a predicted model, not a curated record. Gene Ontology annotation, molecular function: protein binding. The transcript is spliced from 2 exons.